This is a messenger RNA of Vanderwaltozyma polyspora DSM 70294, 1161 nucleotides long. RefSeq names its product 2,3-butanediol dehydrogenase. Gene Ontology annotation, molecular function: zinc ion binding; (R,R)-butanediol dehydrogenase activity. NCBI's taxonomy places the organism in Eukaryota, Fungi, Ascomycota, Saccharomycetes, Saccharomycetales, Saccharomycetaceae. Gene Ontology annotation, biological process: butanediol biosynthetic process. Gene Ontology annotation, cellular component: cytoplasm. The record is from RefSeq and is a predicted model, not a curated record. Bases 1 to 1161 code for a protein of 386 amino acids. The transcript has a single exon.
AUGAGAGCUUUAGCUUAUUUUGGUAAAGGUAAUGUAAGAUUCACUUACUCAUUAAAAGAACCCCAUAUUCAUGCCGAAGAUGAUGUAAUUAUUGACAUCUCUUGGUGUGGUAUUUGUGGGACAGAUUUAAAAGAAUAUACAGAUGGUGCAAUUUUCUUCCCAGAGGAUGGAUGCGUAAAUCAUAUUAGUAAUAAUAAUUUACCACAAGCCAUGGGUCACGAAAUAUCAGGAAUUAUCUCUAGCGUCGGUCCAGGUUGUAAAAAAUUCAAAAUAGGUGACCAUGUUGUCGUUGAACCAACAGCUACAUGUAUAGAUAGAUAUCGUUGGCCAAAUGCUCCAAAUAGAGAUACACCAAUGUGCGAAGCUUGUAGAAAUGGGAUGCCUAAUAUUUGCAAAUAUUUAGGUUUAACUGGCGCAGGUGUUGAAGGUGGUGGAUUCGCCGAAAAAAUGGUUAUCAAUGAACAUCACUGUCAUAAGAUUCCGCAUCACAUGCCUUUAGAUGUAGCUUCCUUAAUUCAACCAAUUUCAGUUUGCUGGCAUGCAGUUAAAGUUUCACAUUAUAAGCAAGGAGGUUCAGUGCUAAUUGUGGGCGGUGGUCCAAUUGGCUUAGGCACGAUAUUGGCAUUGAAGGGAUUCGGUUGUGAAGAUAUUGUGGUUUCUGAACCAGCUCUAAUUAGAAGAGAAUUAGCUGAGAAAAUGGGUGCGAGAGUAUUCGACCCUUCCAAUAUGUCUCUAGACAAUUCAAUCAAAACUUUGACUGAAAUGGCACCAGGCAGCCAAGGUUUCGAUUACACAUUCGAUUGUUCCGGUAUACCCGCUACUCUAAAGGUAGCAAUUGAAUGUUGCACAUUUAGAGGAACUGCAGUUAAUAUCGCAGUUUGGGGCCAUAAACCUGUUGAAUUUUUCCCUAUGGAUAUCACAUCACAAGAAAAAAGAUAUACAGGCUCUAUGUGUUAUACUAGUGAAGAUUUCGAAGAAGUCAUUGAAGCGUUCAAAAGUAAACGUAUUGACAUCAAUACUGCAAGACAUUUAAUCACAGGUAAAGUACCUAUUGAAGAAGGAAUUGAAGGUGCUAUGUUAAGAUUACUGCGUGAUAAAGGCCAUACAAUUAAGAUUCUUCUAACUCCGAAUAAUAAGAACGAAUUAGGCUACAAAUUGUAG